Molecule: messenger RNA, 1012 nt
Organism: Mastomys coucha (southern multimammate mouse)
Lineage: Eukaryota; Metazoa; Chordata; Mammalia; Rodentia; Muridae
Gene: Ypel3
Product: yippee like 3
Exons: 6
Coding region: 169-615 (148 amino acids)
Source: RefSeq, a predicted model, not a curated record
CCGGGGGGGACGGCGCCCAUCAGGAGCGCCCCCCACUCCCAGGCCAGGCCACCCCGCGGACCGGGCCCUCCACGCGCCCAGGCGAGAUGCCAGCUCAGCAGGGGUGAGGCCAGAAGCAGGUGGGUGACUCACCUAGAACUCCUCCUAGCAGCCUCAGUUUACCCGCUGAUGCAACCUGAGGCCUCUUCAGCACUGGGCUCCCUCUGCUCCCCGUGGGCCGCUCCCCGCGUGGGGCCACUGCCCUUGGCCCCCGCCAUGGUGCGGAUUUCAAAGCCCAAGACGUUUCAGGCCUACUUGGAUGAUUGUCACCGGAGGUAUAGCUGUGCCCACUGCCGUGCUCACCUGGCCAACCACGACGACCUCAUCUCCAAGUCCUUCCAGGGCAGUCAGGGGCGUGCCUACCUCUUCAACUCUGUGGUGAAUGUGGGCUGCGGGCCAGCAGAAGAGAGGGUGCUGCUCACAGGUCUUCAUGCUGUCGCUGACAUCCACUGCGAGAACUGCAAGACCACUCUGGGCUGGAAAUAUGAGCAAGCCUUUGAGAGCAGCCAGAAAUACAAAGAGGGGAAGUACAUCAUUGAACUCAACCACAUGAUCAAAGACAACGGCUGGGACUGACCUAGCUCCUGACGCAUGUGGCUUCAGUCUGGCCUGGCCGCCAGGGGGAGCCACUGGCUUCCUCCUCCUGAAGGGAGCUCUGGACCCUCAGGGUCCCCACAGGGGAAGGAUCCAGCUCCUGUACAUAUAUUUUAUUGCAUGCACUGUGACCUUGGGGGGAGACAAAGAGGGGGAUUGUACCCCCCUGCCUCCCACACCUCCCUGCGAUCUGGCUGGCUUGGAUCUCAUUUUUUAACCCCUUCCUGUCUUGCCUGUCCCAUAGAUCUGGCCUGUGCGCUGCUCUCAUGGCCCCAGUGCACCUUCUUUCUGUGAAUCUCUCCCCCUGGAUCCCUCUUACCUGCAACGUGUCUGUUCUCGUUCUGUAGCGUGUUUGUAAAUAAUAAAACAAUGGAAUGGA